GCGCUCCCGUGUCCCUGUCCCGGAGGAAGGUGGGGCCUUGCCCACGGCCCCAGCAGGAGCCCAACACCUGUGCCCAGUCGCUGAGUGAUGUGGGGUUAUUGUGCUGUCACAGGCCACCCAGAAUUCUCUCCCGCCCUGCUGAGAGGCAGCUCCUUAGAAAGCCCCCACCCUCCGGCCAUCCCAGCCCAGGGCCCGGCAGCCCACCAUGUCCGCCCAGUUUCCACGACCAUCCUGAGGGGCUCCAUCGUGGUCCAGGGGACUGGGGCAGGCCAGCCAGCCCAGCCUGCACAGGAUGGACGCCGGGCCCCAGGCCAGCAGGCUGCCCCGUGAAAGCACCAUCAGACCCCAGGGCAGGGACUGCGGGCUCCAUCCCCCUGUGGCUGACGAUGGUGUCAUGGCUGCCCUGAGGCGGACCCGGCCCUCCCAGCCACCAGGUGACUCCCGGGGGGCUCACCACAUGGCCUGGUCCCAAUACAUCGAGCAGCCCGGCCCCCAGGAGAGGGCCUCCAGCCUCCCGCUGUGGUCUGAAGGCGAGGAGGCCAAGGAUGGGGACAGCUCGGUGUCAUCCGGCCGCCUCUCUGGCUCCUCCGGGGGCCAUGGGUCCUGCACAUCUCUCCCGGGGCCCUGGAAGGAGAGGCCCCCACAGGCGCAGGGAGCCCGGCAGACGCCCAGGGAGAGCAACCCGCGGCUGGAGCUGCUCAGGGACAAGAUCCGGGCCCAGGCGCGGUGGCAGGCCAGCUGUGCCUCCCUGGGCACCUCGACGCCCUCCAGCGCCUCACGUCUCUACAGAGCCUGGAAGCCAGACCCCCGCAGGCAGGCCGGAAAGCUGGCGCACCCCGACCCGGCCCCCUGGGGCAUACUUGGGCCCGGGGCCUCCGUCAAAGGCUCGGGCUCCCUGAGCGAGGCUCUGUGUGGAAGGGAAGACAAGGCCACCGCAGGCCCAGGGCGAGAGCCCUCCAGGGCCCCCCAGCGCCAGGCCGCAGCUCCACGGGAAAAAACCAAAAGAAUGAAGAGUAGUCCUUGCAAAAGGGAGAGAGCUCCCGGGUCACCCACCGCCAGAAGAGCUGUCAAGGACAAAGAUUCUGAGUUGGUUGGCGUUUGUGCCUGGAGGAAAGGACCAGCCCUGGCGAGGGCCCUGCUUGGGCCCCCUCCGGCCCUCCCCAGGCUCCAGAGCGAGGCUCCCUCGAGAGACCUGGCCUCCGCCGCCGCCGCCGCCGCCACGGAAUUAGGAGACAGCAGGAGAGCUGGGGCCGCUGAGAGCCCCCCUGCGCGCCCCCGGAUGCCCGGUCCAGCCUCUGCCCGCGGUGGCCUGCGGGCGUCUGCCGACACGGCCAACCUAUCUUCCUGCGAGCAGCCCGUGACCAUCCAGCACGCCUUGGCCGUCCUUAGAGACCUCCGCCGGCAAAUCCAGGCUGGGCUGGAGCUGGCCCGGAGCCACCACCCCAGGGGAGGGCCAGAGCUGGGGCGCUCAAAGCUGGGGCUGCAGGACCUGGCAGGGAAGAGGAAGCAGCAAGGCCCCUGCAGCACCCGCCGCGUUCCGAGCUCCUUCUCGGAGAGUCCCCAGGCUGGGGCGGAGCGGAAAUGCGCCUCCUCAGAGAGGCCUGGCAGCUUCCCCACGAGGCGUCGCUGGAGCGCCUUGGCUGGGUGGGAGUCCUAUCCCCAGAUGACCUGGGCGGCCCAAGGACAGAACCCCUCCUUGCAGAGGCCGGGGAGCCCCCCUGAAAGGCUGACCUCCUUCCCCCAGCGGCCCUGGAGCGCCUCGGCCGGGCAGGCCUCCCAGCCCCAGGGAGCCUGGGCCACUCAUGAAGACUGGGAGAGCCCUGCCCGAAGACCAUGGAGCCCGUCGGCCCCGCGGCCCCGGAGCGCCUCCUUCACGCGCAGCACGGGCACCCCGUGCAAGGGCACGGGCUCCCUCCUGCCCCCCUCGGAGCUGAAGCACGGCUGGCUGAGGCCGGCCCGAGGGGCCCCCGGGAUCGCCCCCGGGAAGGAGAACGAGGUGAGGGUGCCGCCACCCUGCCCGAAGCCCCGGGGGGUCCUGGGUCACCCCCACAGCUCCGAGUCCCUUCGGGAGUUCAUGCGCCAGAAGACGCUGGCCCGGAGGCGACAGGCCCUGGAAGAGAAGGCCUCGGCCGUGCGGGCGCUCGAGCUGCGAAACCAGAGGCUGCAGGAUGUGUACAAGAAGCAGAGGGAAGCCAUCCUCGGCAAAGCCGUCCCUGUGGUCUCCCACAAGACCCCCGGCAUCGUGACCUUUUUCCCGCAUUGUGCACAGUCCAAGGGCCUGGAAGCCCCCGGGAGCCUGAGGUCGCCUGUGCUGGAGUGGAGCAAGGUGACCUCCGGCGUGGUGCUGGGGGACCAGGAAGCCCCGGGCAGCUUCUGCCUGUGUUUGAACAGAGCCCUGAACCGCACUGAGAGCCUGGAGACAGGCGGCCCCCGGGACGGCGCCCCCAUGCUGAUGUCGGCCCACUCCUCCCUGGGCCCCCUGAAGCUCCAGGACCUCGCCACCCAGCACCCGCGCCCAGGGGUGUGCAUCUACCUGGACCCCGAGGAGAGCGAGCACCUGGGCAUGUCGGGGCCCCUGCACUUCCGCUACAAGCAGGCCCGGCUACAGGCUCUGGAGACCAUGGCCAACAUCCUGAAGCAACGGAUCGACAUCCUGACGGCCAAGCUGUACAAGUCGGAGGCACUGGAUGCCCUCGGGGACCCGGUGGCCGGCCCCUCACCCUCACAGCCCAGCAGCAUGGCUGCUGCCCCCUCGCCCCCAGCCCCCGUCUGCUCCGGAACGUUGGUGCCCAGCAGGGGCAGAGGGACAGCCCGGGACCGGGCAGACACGCAGGCCUGGCCCCUCGUCCCACCCCCCUGCUUCUCAGACAGCAAGACGCUGUCGUGGAGCCCGGACUGGGAGCGGCGUCAGAGCGUGAGCCCGGGGGCCCUCCGCGACAGCCAGCCUCACGCAGUUUCUCCCCUCCUGCCCAUUCCGGGGAGUGAGCCUGGUGUCCAUCUCUCCAAAGCUUUCACGGAAGACGAAUGUUUGGAGCUGGAUAACAGGCUAGCAAGAAACAUGGAUGCCUUCCAGGCCCUCCGCCCCUUCAUCAGGAGCUCACCCGGGGCGACAGCCAUGCUAGACGCCACCUGUGGCUCCCUGAAGCUGGAGGAGAUGCCGCCGGCCAGAGGGGCCCGCUCGGUCACGCCCUGGACCUUGCGAAGCUGCGGUAAGGGCGAGCCCGCAGACAGGCCCUGGGCUGGCUGGUCGGGUGGCCGGGGGGUUCCGCUGGGGACCCCCUCCACUGCCCGAGGCUCCGGUGAGGCCCUGCGGGUGUACCUCAGGCGCGGCUCCCCGCGGGCGGUGGCUGAGGGUCAGGCAGAGCCGUCCGCCUGGGGCCGCGGCCGUCUGCCCCGGCCCUCGCUGCCCUGGACGCUCGGGAAGGGGCUGUCGCGCUGGGACUCUCCCUGGCAGCCGCUCACCUGCCCCUUCUCUGCGGCUUCCACAGGUCGGCGUUCCGAGCACCCUGCCAGCAUCCCCCAGAAGUCCCUGGGCUUUCUCAAGUCACUGCAGGGCUUUUGGGGAGCACGGGGGCAGCAGCCUGAGGCCCCCCAGCCAUCCCGGGGCUCGGCGGCCCCGCAGCUGGGCCGGCAGCGGGCAGAGCGGGAGGUGUGGGAGACGCAGAAGGCGCUGGACGAGCUGCUCUUCAAGCACCGACUGCAGCAGCUGAUGGGGAAACACUCCACUGAGGCCAGGCCAAAACCGGCGUCGGAGUGGGGGGAGCCGGCGACUUGUCUGAGCACCGUGACAGCCAGACCCAGAUCACACCCCACCCAGGUCAGAGCCGCGGCUGCGCCCUCCCAGGACCCUCAGGAAGGACAGCAGAAUCAGGAGGGGAAGUCGGCCCCUGCAGAGCUCAGGCAGGAAGAGAGCCCAGCCCGAGCCCCCACCCAGCUGCCUCUGGCCAGGGUCUACGGUCAGGACAACCCCAACCACCAGCGGAGCCUGCCGGGGCCCUGGAGCACGAACCCCGGAGCCUUCGGCCGCUUCACGCUGCACAUGCUCGACCUGAGCCUGCGGGAUGAGGAGCUGCGCGCGCGGCACCAGGCCGCUAUACUGCGCCUGCGCGAGAAAGUGCUGGAGGAGAAGAUGCUCACCGAGCUGGCCUGGCUGGAGCAUCAGCGAGAGUGUCUGUGCAGCAAGGGGAAGGACACAAUGCUGGCGGCCUUGGCAGAGAGGCAAGAGCAGGCGCUCAGGAAGCUUGAGCAGGAGCAGAGAGAAAUCCGAUCCCUGCGGAACAUCCACCUGUUUUCACACCAAGAGAGGAAACUUCUUCUGCAGCAUCAAAAAGACAUCGUCUCACUGCAGAGAUCCAUGGCGGACCUGCGGCGGGAGCUUCAGGCCCGGACCAGGCUGCCUCAGAGUUCCGGCCUCGGAGUCAAGACCACUCAGACGGAGAAGUCCAAAGCAAGUCUGCAGCCGAAGGGCCCCGCACAGGGCUCCUCGCGCCCCUCGACACCUCCCAGGCCGGGCAGCUCUGCCAGCCACUGCCCCCGGACAAGCCCUGAGACCCUACGAGUCCAACACCUUCUCACCGAGCAGGCGGACGGGACGCCCCCCCAGGCAACCUCAGCUGCGGACAGUCACCGGCCUCCUCCAAGGCCUGUGUGGGGAGAGGACGCACCUGCGGCCAGCAGCUGGCCUGACGCGGGGGGUCUGCUGGCAGAGAGCCACUGCCCUGUGGGCCAAGGAGACCCCCAGACCAACCCCAGCCCCUCGCCAGCAGAGAAGGCCCGGCCUCUGACGGACAGCUGCGUACAGAAACUCCAGAGCCCAAACUGCCCGGGCGGAGGGGGUCCCUGCGGGCCCCUGGAAGCCAGCGUGCUUGAAGGCCGCCUCAGCCGAGCAGGGCUGGAGCUGGGGCUGGAUCUGGCCAGCAGCCCUGUGGAGGAGCCCCACAGGAUGGAAGGCUGGUGGUCAAGGGAGCAGAAGAUGGAGACCCGUGUGCCGGAGGACCCCUGCGGCCCCUUCUCUCCACCGGAAGCCGCCCAGCUGCCCGCUGCUCCAGCCUCCGCGCCAGCGCCACCCUCCCGGCGUGAGGGCAGUCCCGUGCCGCCGCUCAGGGGCCCCUCGGACCCAGGCGCUGAGUCCGAGGCUGCUCCCCGGAGCCGGAGCCGCUCGGGGUCUCGGGCAGGGUCCCGGGCCUCCUCCUCCCCGAGCGCGCGGUCCAGCUGCUCUCCCCGGGAGUUUCAGAGAGCGUGUGCCCUCCUGGUUCAGCUUUCCGAGAGCUCCGUCUCCCUGUCAGACUGGGAAGCCGGGGACACCCCAGACACGGACCCCGGCUGGUCCGGCGACUUCUCUCCUCAAGACUCCUGGGGGCCCCCCCGGGGCGGGGGGCAGGUGUCCUGGGAGAGGCCGGAGGGUGGCGGGGCUGGGCCCUUGCAGCAGGGCGGGCUGCCUCCUCCCCCUGAUGCCGCCUCUCCAAGGUCAGGGUCAGAGCUGUCAGAGGCGUCCAGCCUGGUCUGGGACGAGGAGAACCUUCUGGAGCCUGGCUCUGGUGCCAAGCUAGCCUCGGGAUGCUCCUCAUCUCCCGGAGGCUCAUCCUACCUGGAAACCAGCGGGGCGUCCAGCCCUGCACUCGCUUCCUUGGGCCCUGGGGAGGGGCAGGAAGCGUCUGGAAGCACUGGGAGCCUCAUCAGUGGAUCCGAUACAGGAGAAGCCAAACAGAUGUCCCCCGAGGCUGCCCCCAUGCUUCUCCCGCCCAGGCCCCCUUCCUCCAGUGACUUAGACCUGUCCCCUUCCUCUCCCUUGGGGUCCCUGGCAUCCGACAGGGUGGGUUUGGGCAGAGGAGAGACCAGGCCUCUGCAGGCCUCACUUGGCUGCCCCGAGGGGCCCUGGGAUGCUGCCCCGAGCCUAUCCAGUGACAGGGCACCACGGCAGCCCUGGUCUGAGCCUGAGGUCCCUGUGACCCCGGGGACCCCUCCCGGGGACCCUGGCCGUCCAGCGGCCCCGACGCCCCAGGGCUGGACCCCCACACAUGGGGGGCGUGGAAACUCCCCUGUCCCCGAGGAAGCCGGCCCCGCUCUGUCCAGUGGGGUCUUGCCCGAGAUCCUGUCCCCCGUCGACGAGGUGCUGUCCUAUGGCAGUGCCGACCUGUCCUCCGCCUGCAGGGACGCCCGCCUCCCUCCUCCGCCGCCCGCCCUCCCAGCAGAGGAUUUGGCCAACGCCACCAGCCCCGACUCAGAAGACUUCCCUUCCCCGCCUGAGGACACCAUGUCCCCCAGGGGCUCGCUGGGCCCCCCGGGGGAGGAUGCCUCCAUUAGAACCGGGGAGUUGCCCUCCUUGCCUGCGGAGGACACACCUGAGGCGCCGUCCCCAGGCCCCCAGGAGUCAGGGCUCCGCCUGGGGGCAGGCAGACAGGGCGGAAGCCUUAGGGACAAAUUGGGUGAAUCAAGUUCUGUUGCCGGGGACCAGGCUGUGGGCAGCAGCCAGUGGUCUGAACCGGCCCGCUGCCUAGGGUCCCCCUUGUGUGGGGGGGCAGGCGAUGGCCCGAGAGGGCUCCCGAGACUGCCGGUGCAGCCCCCAGCCCUGCCCAGAGCGGCCCUCACGGCCAGGGAGGCUCCACCAACCCUGUCACCCGGCGACCCAGCUCCUGCUCCGGGUGCGGGCCCCUGCGCUGACCCGCCGGACGUGGAGGGGGCCGAGGUGGUGGAUUUGGUCUCCAGCCAGCUCAGCAAAAGGAUCCUAUGCGACUCGCUGGCUGUGCUCUCGGAGCUGGCGCAGCCGGCGGCCCCUCGAUAGAGGAGCUGCCGUGUCCCUCAGGCUGGCCUGGCGGCCGCUGCACAACCCCAGAAAGAUGGGGCCUGUGGGGACACGCAGUGCUGUGGUGCCCUUGUGCCAUGUGGGCGGUCGUGCAUGGGAGGCCCUGGGAAGCCUGGGCCACCGAGGGCAGAGCCGCCAUGGCCCCUCGAGUGAUCAUCUGGUGCUGGGCUGAGGCCUGGGUGGGGACGUGGCAGCAAGAGCACUGGGCUCUGCGUUUUUCUGGACGUUGGGUCCACUGCAUCCAUCAGGCGCCCAGAAGGGCCCUUGAUCCAAAGACUUUAAGGGGCAGGAAGGUAAAAGGUUGUGUGGGGCAUGUUUAGAGGCUGGCCGGUCAAGGCAAGGUGUGGAGGUCACGGACUUGACAGAGAACCAUCCGGAGGGGAGCAGCCCCCAAGGAUGAGCUGGAGACCACGUGCCAGGAGGGAGAGCCAUCAGCAAAGGCCAGGAGAAGAGAGAGAGUCGUUCUGGGGGGACAGGGAAGCAAGGGGUGGUGGAGGCGGGCCAGGGGUCACCUCUGCGUGGACUCACACCCCAGGCUUCUGGAGGCCGAGGGGCUCCGUGUGGGCCGGCUCCGCUAGGGCUGUUACAGAUCCAUCAACUCAAGGGCCGGAGGCCCCCAGCCAGCCCCGGGCCUGCCCUCCGGCGGUAGGUGAGCCAAGGACUCCCGGCGGGCUCAGGACUCCUGGGAGAGGCCAGCGCCCAUUUCCUGGGGGCUGCCCAUCAUCGAAUGAGCCCUCGGGGACACAGGGUGACCUCGGAGCAGGGAGCAGUUUGCAGAGGUGCUGGCAGGGUGCUGCUGCCUCUAGGGCUUGGCGCCUCCCGUCCAGGGUCACAGGCCUCCCAUCUUCAGUAGAGGAAUUCCUGAGACCACAUUUAUGGACCCCUGGGGACACGGCGACUUCCGUGCACUCGCCGGUAGCUGGGGGAUGUCUCCAAAACGGGCCUGGCCAGGCCCUGAGUUCUGCCUGUGCCCACCACCUUCUAGCUCGGGAGCAGGGGGCCUCCUCCAGGCAGCCCUCCACCAGGUCCCAGCUUUGGGGCGGCCUCGGGUAUCCAGGCCAGCUGCUCACCAGACCGACCUUUGUCACACGCUGGCCCAUCCUGUUUCACAGCUCAGGGAGGCACCAGCUGAGACGGUUCAUGGUGAUUUCGGAGGAUACCCCCCCCCCCACUGGGGA
Molecule: messenger RNA, 7980 nt
Organism: Hyaena hyaena (striped hyena)
Lineage: Eukaryota; Metazoa; Chordata; Mammalia; Carnivora; Hyaenidae
Gene: CCDC187
Product: coiled-coil domain containing 187
Exons: 24
Coding region: 293-6781 (2162 amino acids)
Biological process (GO): microtubule anchoring
Cellular component (GO): centrosome
Molecular function (GO): microtubule binding
Source: RefSeq, a predicted model, not a curated record